Dioscorea cayenensis subsp. rotundata (Guinea yam) is the source of this 2145-nucleotide messenger RNA. Its product is annotated as myosin-2-like. Gene Ontology annotation, cellular component: actin cytoskeleton; cytoplasm; vesicle. The transcript has 10 exons. Lineage: Eukaryota; Viridiplantae; Streptophyta; Magnoliopsida; Dioscoreales; Dioscoreaceae. Bases 1 to 1779 code for a protein of 592 amino acids. Gene Ontology annotation, molecular function: microfilament motor activity; actin filament binding; ATP binding. Gene Ontology annotation, biological process: vesicle transport along actin filament; actin filament organization. The record is from RefSeq and is a predicted model, not a curated record.
AUGCACAGUAUGGAGGAAAAGGAUAACUUCAUGAGGACCACAAACAAGAGCAAGGAGUAUAUUCAAGAUGGGAUUGACUGGACUAACUUAAGUUUUGCAGACAAUACAGAUUGCUUAAGCCUGUUUGAGAAGAAACCCCUUGGGCUGUUAUCUUUACUGGAUGAAGAAUCAAAAGUCCCAACAGCAACUGCUCUGACACUGGCUAACAAGCUUAAGCUUCACUUAAAUACCAACCCAUGCUUUAAAGAGGAAAGCGAAGGAGCUUUUACAGUUCGCCAUUGUGCUGGACAAGUUUCAUAUGACACAACUGGUUUCUUAGAGAAAAACAGAGAUCCAUUGUGCUUAGACUCUAUCCAAUUGCUUCUAUCGUGCAAUUGUCAGCUUCCGAAGUUAUUUGCAUCCCGUAUGCUUAAUAAAUCUCAAAACCCAGUUGGUAAUCAGUCAUGGGUUGAUAAUGUUAAUCCACAAAGUCAAAGUGCGGGGACAAAGUUUAAGGUUCAGCUGUUCAAACUAAUGCGGCAGUUGGAGCACACCACACCUCACUUUGUUCAAUGCAUCAAACCUAAUACUAAGCAGCUUCCUGGCGUUUAUGAACAUGAUCUUGUCUUACAACAGCUUAGAUAUUGUGGCGUAUUAGAGGUUGUCAGGAUAUCAAGAUUCGGUUAUCCAAUGAGAAUGAUUCAUCAGCAAUUUGCCAAUAGAUAUGGCUUUCUUCUCUUGAAGGAUGAUGGUUGUCAGGAUCCACUCAGUGUUUCAGUGGCUAUUCUGCAUCAUUUCAACAUUCUUCCUGAGACAUAUCAAGUUGGGUUCACAAAAUUAUUUUUCCGAACAGGACAGGCUGCUGCUUUGGAGGAUAUUAGACAGCGCAUCAUGUGUGGGAAUCUUGUGGUGCAAAAAUAUUGCCGUGGUCUUCAAGCACGCCGCUCUUUCAAAGAUCUCAAGGAUGGAGUUCUAACAUUGCAAUCAUUUAUCCGUGGUUGGCUUGCAAGAAAGCAUUUUGCAGUCCUUAAAACGGUGGAGAUGUCCAGGCUAAAUCAUAUUAAUGUGGAUCAAGGGCUGGACAAUAACUUACAAGAUAUAGAGGAUUGCCGGAAGGAACAAGUUCAGAUGUAUCAUUCCAUUCCAACAGAUUUACAAAGGCGGCUCCUCAAAGCUGAGGCAACACUAAGGCAAAAAGAAGAGGAAAAUGUGGAAUUGCAACAGCAGCUUCAGGAACGUGAAGUAAGGUGGUCAGAAUAUGAAAGACAAAUGAAAUCGAUGGAAGAGAUGUGGCAGAAACAGAUAUCAUUCUUGCAGGAAAGCUUAACUGCAGCAAAAAGGAAGCUUGCUGCUGGUGAAACGACAAAUCAAUAUAAGAAGUUAGAUUUACCUCCAAAUCGCCACAACUAUGACUCUGAAGAUGGCAUGUCAUCUGAUGCGCAUACACGACGAGGCGUGCACACACCAGAAGGGACACCAGCCAGAGUUCCUCAUGCUGCAACAGCAAAAGAUUCUAAUGGUACAACAAAUGUUAUCAGCAACCUUGCAAAGGAGUUUGAACAACAGAAAAAGGUUUUUGAUGAUGAUGUUGGAGUCCUAGUUGAUAUAAAAUCAGGGCAGUCAGUUUCAGCUGGUAAUCCUUAUGAAGAAUUUCGUAAAUUAAAGGUUUGCUUUACUGCUUGGAAGAGGGAUUACAAAGCUCGGCUACGUGAGACUAAGGCAUCCCUUCAAAAGAUUGGCCAUUUCGAGGGGGAAAAAGCCCGCAGAAAAUGGUGGGGCAAGAUCGGUGCAAAAACAUAAUUCACCCUUAAAUGAAGUGUGGUUAACCUCAUCUUCGACGCUGACAUUCAUUUGGAACAUAAAGUCGAGCAGAGGGACAAUUAAGAAGGCAUGAUUACCUCGAACGCAUUGAUCAUAUUGAACUGUCUUCCUAUUCUACAGUACCUGAAAUGAUUAUCAGUCAUUCGACUCUUUGUUCGUCGUGUUGCAAAGUGGUUAGUUCCUUGUUAAUAGCUAACAAGAUGUGUAAGAGGCAAGAUGGUUGUAUGGUUUUUGUUGCUUGUUUCCGGUAUAAUGUGGAACAUCAGAUGUAAGAAAUUAUUCAAUUGUACAGAAACUAACCAUUAUGUUGGAGGAAGAAUAUAGAUACAGUUUAUAAACAUCAAG